Parastagonospora nodorum SN15 is the source of this 1227-nucleotide messenger RNA. RefSeq lists its product as hypothetical. Bases 1 to 1227 code for a protein of 408 amino acids. The transcript has 2 exons. Lineage: Eukaryota; Fungi; Ascomycota; Dothideomycetes; Pleosporales; Phaeosphaeriaceae. The record is from RefSeq and is a predicted model, not a curated record.
AUGAUUGACGAUGCUAACUUUGUCGGCGGUCGUCUGCGUCUUACAGCCUUCCUACGUGUCGUGGAGGGCGACAUUGCACAAAGUCCUUCGCGCCUCAAGCGACGUGCAGCACCUAUCAAGCAGCCUGAUAGUAUUGAACCCAACCCAAUUGGAGCUCCGCACCCAAGUGAUUCCAUCAUCUUCAACGCGUUUGAAAACAGACAAGAAAAUGUAUCGGCAGAAGUUUUCGCACAUGCUGGGACUAUAUUCAACCUCCCACGCUCGCCAACUACAAUAGGCUUGGGCUCUGGCUUACAGAAUGGAAAAGAUACAAAGAGUUUCGAUAGUCGACGCACACCAGCAAAAGCCACUAAAGCCACCAAGAAGCAAAUUGCCAGGAUUGCCAAAGUCAAGGAGUCGUUCAGCACCUAUCACAAACCUCAAGAGAAACGGAAGAGGCGACUACCGGGGAAGGGGCUCACUUUGUUUCGGACGACCACAUCGGAUGGCGGUCUACCUGAACCAGGUGAUGCACAUGAAGCUUCUCCCCUGGCCAUUGGAGAUAUGGAUCCCAUCAACGACAGCCAAAUGAAUGCCUCUGGACAUCUAAGCAAGCAGCUACCUAUUUGUAAGGCUACCUUAAGCAAUGAUCGCAGAUCGCACCUACACACCUCAUACCCAUUCGAGCAAAUAGCACGCUCAAUAACAGCAACAACAACAACACCGCGGCCUUUCUUACCUCCGAUCAAAUCUCAGCAGCACUACCGUGCAGGACUUGAAUUUGUGGCCGAUGGGUUCGAAGCGCAUGAGCUCAAACUAAGUCCACCAAGAAGGCCGCGUCGGAGGGAGAGGACUGUACGAAGACAAACCAAGACAAUUACCAUGGUCAAUGGACUGAUUCUGGCUGGCAGCUUACUCCCCCCACCUGGCCUUCAAGAUGUCGAUAGCUUUGUUCCUCAGGGCGACAGUACUGGCCGAAGCCGACGAGUUAUCAACACGGUCGAGUCUCCAUUAGCUGCCGACGACUGUCCAGAUCAAUCCAUUGAAUUAAGGACAUCGGUGACAAAUGACCAAGUUCAGUGUCAACAGGCAAAACGAUCGGAGCGUGCAGUCAACAGCCAGUUGGCUAGCAUAACAGCUCCUGUCCGGCGCGAUACCGAGAGUUCGGAAAAUGACACCUCCAGUGAAGAAUGUUCUUUGGGCAGUGAUCCAGAGGAUGAAGUUUCUGUGAAAGAUGGGCGCUCAUAA